This is a messenger RNA of Cooperia oncophora, 1506 nucleotides long. The record is from the annotation of a GenBank genome assembly. Lineage: Eukaryota; Metazoa; Nematoda; Chromadorea; Rhabditida; Trichostrongylidae.
AUGGGAGCAAAAGAAGAAGCGAAACGGCUCAUCGCCAGACGAGACGAACUUGAUACGGAAAUUGAAAAUAAUUUGGAGGUUUUGAAGAAGAACGGUUCCACGAUGGACUCGCCGCUCGUCGAUAGGGAAGGGUUCCCGUUCAGUCAUAUUGAUGUGUACAGUGUCCGUCAGGCUCGUCACAACAUAAUUUGUUUGAGGAAUGACCGCAAAGCUCUAACGGAGCAAAUAGAAAAAGCCAUUGAACGGUCACAUGCGGAGAAUCGAAUACGGAAGUCGGAAUCAGAGUCGAACUCUGAAGGAGAAGAAGCAGAAAAUACAAAUCCUGCACCCGAUCCCCCUCCGCUUGUUCAUCGAACCUCAAAUAAGCCGUUCAUAAAAGUUACAACAGUUAUUCCCAACUCACCGGCUGCUCUAGGAGGUCUCAGAGCUGACGACAUGAUAAUCCAAUAUGGGAACUUGCAUGCUGGAAAUUUCAAGGAAAUGAAAGAAAGUGACGGUCCUACGCAACGGAAGGGCUGUCCGCCUCGAAAUCUACCCGAAACGUUGGUCAGGAAACGGUAUUUUGGGUUGCGAGAAAUUGCUACAAGUGACAACUUCCGAUUUUUCAUGGACAAAGGAUUGUUGUCUCAUGAACCAUGGUUACGUAAGUACGACCAUCUUAUUGGUGGUUUUGCAGGAGGUGUAGUGAGUACAGCAGUAUGCCAUCCGAUGGACCUACUCAAGAUUCGCUAUUCAGGAUACGAAACCGGCAGAAUUUAUAGACCUUAUGAUUUUUGGAUGAAAAGUAGCAAAACCGAUGAGGGGAGCAGUUUUCGACCGCGAUACAGAAGUUACUUCCAUGCAACGAAGUGUAUUAUUCGUGCCGAAGGCCUUCGAGGAAUCUAUCAAGGCCUAACUCCCAAUAUGGUCGGUGCCGCGUUGUCGUGGGGCCUCUAUAUGGAAUGGUAUCACAAGAUCAAAGCUGUGUUGCCUAUACGUUCUCCCAAUGAAAAUCUCGAUAAUUUUCUGAUUGGCUUCGCCGCUGGGGCAGCUGUGAUGUGCGUCACAAAUCCAAUUUGGGUCACGAAGACCAGGCUCUGCUUGCAGUACGAGACAGGUGCGGCGAAAAAGUACUCAGGAAUGGUAGAUUGUUUGAGGAAGAUUUACCUGGAGGAGGGAGUUCGAGGCCUUUAUAGGGGAUUCGUGCCAGGAUUAUUUGGCACAGUGCACGGUGCACUUCAGUUCAUGAUUUACAAUCGGAUGAAGGCAUGGCGAUGUGAAAGAAACGGCUUGGUUAAGGAUUCGCAAUUGGGUCAGACUGACUAUCUGAUGUUCUCCGCCAUUUCAAAGGUCAUUGCAACUACAGCUACAUUUCCAUAUCAAGUUCUUAGAACCCGGAUGCAGAGAGGUGUACGAGGUCUGUAUAAAGGCUGCCUAAUGGCCAACUUACGGCAGUUACCAGCAGCAGUUGUGACGUUUGUUACAUAUGAAAAUGUUAGGCGUUUUGUAAGGAAUUCAAAUAUCUAG